AAUUUGAUCUAUAAAUAUAAAUAUUUAUUACAUUUUAAUUAUUUAUUUUUUAAAUCAUUCUUUAAGAAUAAUGAAACUGAAAUCAAUUCUUAUCAAUCACAUCAAAUAAAAGAGCACUAAUUAAAAACAAUAAAAAAAUAAAUAUCACCAACCCUAUUUCCUACUUCCAUUCUAGAGCAAUUUAUCUUGAGUAAAAAUUCAAAUAUUACGAUAUUUAAUCUCUUAAAGGACCUCUUAAAGGAUAAAUCGGUUUUGAAAUUGUAUAUCGUAAUCAGCCUGAAAGAGCAUCUUCAUCAUGCCCAAUUCAUGCUUAUACUCCAUCCCUAGCCAUGACGUAAACCAUACUUCAGUUUCGUUCAGCCGCGGAAAAUAAUUUUUGGAUCGUGUUUCUAAAACUAUUCGGGGAUUGAAGAAGCCUCUGUUGCACUUCUAUUUAAUCUAAAAUAUAUUAAUGUUGAUACAAAGCGAAAUAUUUUUGGAAAAUUCUACAGGCGAAAACAAAAGUUGGUGUAUAAAAAUAUCGAUCGAGUCUUGUUUAUCGAGCUAUAUCGAUAAAUCGAAAUUUAUGUUGGAACAAGCGAGAUAGAGAUAGGAUAAGCGAGCAAUGUGACAGAGACGAAGUGAUCUCGCUUCGAUUAAUUACAAACUUCAAUCGUAACUUUACAAAUAAAACUCGAUCGAUCUAUCUAUAUCGAUUUUUCUUUUCCUCUCGAUAUAUAGAAUCGAUCGUUAACAAGAUGGCAACGUGUAUAUAUCGACUUUUACUUUGUUAAAUGAUUAAGAAGAAAAUUCACGAGUCAAAUAGAUCUUGAGAAAAGAGAAAAUGUAAGGAAUUGAAUUAUCUCGGUCUCGAUUAUGGGUGACGGUCGAUUUAUCAAAGAAGAAACGAUUGAUAUUCAAUAUAUUCGGUAUCUCGAACGAGCAACGUGUAUUUCUGGAUAAUGACUCAUACCCGUUUCUCCGCCACGUGCUUUCUCCGUCCCAUCGAGUCACGAAUAAAAAGGAAGCUGUUCUGCUCUUACUUGUCCCUUGUUGUGUGUACACACAGUGUGCCAAAAGUGAAGUCACCGCUUUAUUGGAUAACCGAUUACCGUGUAAGUUUGAAUCACCAAGAUAAAAAGAGUUAUUCUCAUCAUUUAUUUCGCCUUUAUCGAUCCUGCAUCUAUUUCCGAUGUGUUGGAAUUAUCGAUGUGUCAUCCAGUUGCACGAAAUCAGAAAAAUUUACACUUUUUUUUGUUUCACGAAAAGGUAUACGAGUUAAAGAUGAAAAUAUAAAUGAAGAGUGCUGUUGGAAACUGAAUUAUGAAAGAUUGAUCGAGAAUCUUCGCCUCUCCAAAGGUCAAGUAUAUAUAAAUAUCCACGUAUAUAUACGAUCAAUAUAUCAAGUCGCACAUUGUCGCGUGAGAGAGAUCUAAAUCGAUCUUCUGGCGAUCCAAAAAUUAUAGAUCUGGCAAAAUAAAUAAA
Molecule: messenger RNA, 1464 nt
Organism: Apis mellifera (honey bee)
Lineage: Eukaryota; Metazoa; Arthropoda; Insecta; Hymenoptera; Apidae
Exons: 2
Coding region: 942-1415 (157 amino acids)
Source: RefSeq, a predicted model, not a curated record